UUCGAUGGUCUUUAAAAAUGAGGCGGGUGCACUAGCUGAGCUGAGGGAACCCUGUUCUCUUCUCUUCUCUUCUCUUCUCUCUUUAUCGCUGUUCGAGAAUGGAGUUGGACCCCGACGACAUCUUCAAAGACGAAGAGGACGAUUCCGAUUCUGAGUUCUAUCAGGAAAGAGAAUCCUCCAAAGAAUUUGUCGUCUACCUCGUCGAUGCUUCUCCCAAAAUGUUUAACACCACUUGCCCCGGUGAAGAUCAAAAGAAUGAAACUCAUUUCCACAUUGCUGUCAGUUGUAUUGCACAAUCUCUGAAGACUCAAAUCAUUAAUAGAUCAUCUGAUGAAGUUGCAAUCUGCUUCUUCAACACUAGGGAAAAGAGGAACUUGCAGGACCUAAAUGGUGUUUUUGUAUACAAUGUUGCUGAAAGAGAGUAUCUAGACAGGCCAACUGCAAGGCUUAUAAAAGAUUUUGAUUGCAUAGAGGAAUCGUUCAUGAAAGACAUUGGCAGUCAGUGUGGCAUUGUGUCUGGGUCUCGGGAGAAUUCCCUUUACAAUGCGCUUUGGGCGGCACAAGCACUUUUGCGUAAAGGAUCCUCAAGAACUGCUGAUAAAAGGAUACUUUUGUUCACAAAUGAAGAUGACCCUUUUGGAAGUAUGAAGGGUGCAGCAAAAGCAGAUAUGAAAAAAACCACACUCCAGCGAGCUAAAGAUGCACAAGAUCUUGGCAUUUCAAUUGAACUUCUCCCCCUAAGCCAGCUUGAUGAGGGGUUCAACGUUUCACUUUUCUAUGCUGAAUUGAUGGGAUUAGAAGAUGAUGAUGUUGCUCAGUUUAUGCCCUCUUCAGGACAAAAAUUGGAAGAUAUGAAAGAUCAAUUGAGAAAAAAGAUUUUCGCAAAGCGCAUAGUAAAAAGAAUCACAUUGUUCAUUGCAAAUGGCUUGUCUAUUGAAUUGAAUACAUAUGCAUUGAUGCGUCCAACUACACCCGGGGCAAUUAUGUGGCUUGAUUCUGUUACCAAUCGUCCUUUAAAGACGGAGCGAUCUUUCAUUUGCGCUGAUACAGGUGCAUUGAUGCAUGAACCAACAAAGCUUUUUCAGUCUUAUAAAAAUGAGAAUAUUAUGUUCUCUAUGGAGGAAUUAUCAGAGGUAAAAAGAGUUCCAAUUGGACAUCUCCGUCUUCUUGGAUUCAAGCCAUUAAGUUGCUUGAAAGAUUAUCACAACCUGAGGCCUUCAACAUUUGUUUUUCCUAGUGACAAGGAAGUGGUUGGUAGCACUUGCAUUUUCAUUGCUUUACAUAGAUCCAUGUUGCGGCUUCAGCGUUUUGCUGUUGCGUUUUGUGGCACCUCCUCUCAUCCUCGAUUGGUUGCCCUUAUUGCACAAGAUGAGAUUGUCAGUGCUGGUGGUCAGGUUGAGCCACCAGGAAUGCACAUGAUAUAUCUUCCGUAUAGUGAUGAUGUCAGACAUAUUGAAGAGUUUCAUUCAGAGUCAAAUGUGAGUGUACCUCGUGCAACUGAUGGUCAAAUUAAAAAGGCUGCUGAUUUGAUCAAUCGUAUUGACUUGAAAGAUUUUUCAGUAUGCCAAUUUGCUAACCCUGCUCUGCAGAGACACUAUGCAACUUUGCAGGCGCUAGCUCUAGAAGAAGAUGAGAUCCCAGACUGCAAAGAUGAAACACUUCCCGAUGAGGAGGGCAUGGCCAGGCCACGAGUUGUUAAGGCAAUAGAAGAGUUCAAGCUUUCUGUUUAUGGUGACAAGUAUGAUGAGGAAAGCAGCUCUAUGGGCAAUGGAAAAGCAAAUGAGGCCUCUAGAAAAAGGAAAGCAGCUGCUGAAAAUGCUGCCAAUGAGUCUGCAAAUUAUGACUGGGCUGACCUUGCUGACAAUGGACAGUUAAAGGACUUGACAGUGCCGGAGUUGAAGCUCUACUUGACGGCGAACAACCUUCCGGUUUCUGGGAAAAAGGAAGCACUAGUCAGCAGAAUAUUAACUCAUAUGGGGAAAUGAGCAAGAUCAGGCUAAGACUGACUCUUCAGUUUGUGAUAACAGUGGGGCAUCACAUGAUAAGGUUUGAGAUUCUUCUCUGCAACAUGAUGCAAAUGUGCAAUGGGAUUUUAUGUUCUAGGAGCAUCUAUUCACUACUGUGUUCUGAAAGUUCCCAGAAAGUUUCUUGUUACACUGAUAGGUCAUAUAGGUGCUAAAAUAUGUGUUAUUUUGUAACUAAAAACUGAGAAAUUGUUUCAUAAUUAUAUUUGAAAGUUGGAAACUUCUUUUGAAA
This is a messenger RNA of Manihot esculenta (cassava), 2256 nucleotides long. Its product is annotated as ATP-dependent DNA helicase 2 subunit KU70. The transcript has 19 exons. The record is from RefSeq and is a predicted model, not a curated record. The coding region runs from base 99 to 1985 and encodes 628 amino acids. Gene Ontology annotation, molecular function: double-stranded DNA binding; DNA helicase activity; damaged DNA binding. Gene Ontology annotation, biological process: telomere maintenance; cellular response to gamma radiation; double-strand break repair via nonhomologous end joining. Lineage: Eukaryota; Viridiplantae; Streptophyta; Magnoliopsida; Malpighiales; Euphorbiaceae. Gene Ontology annotation, cellular component: nucleus; Ku70:Ku80 complex.